AUGAUGCGGUAUAUAUUUCUAUGCGCUUUGUCGGCUUUAAUCCAAAAUGCCACUGUGAGAGGUGAAUCCCGAAACUUUGAAGUUGCUUAUCCAAAGGUUCUUGGAAGCAGAGGCCUUUCGAGUGAAAAAGUGAUCCACAUUAAAGAAGGCCUAACACUUCACUUAGAAAAAAUUUCAAUCCUCUCGGAAAACUUGGUUCUAACAGACCUCAGUGGCAAGGAGCCAGUUGUAACUCCGAUGAACGGAAAAUAUAUGGAACGUAACCUGUACCAUGACAAAGAGAAAAUGGCGGCGGUUGAGGUGAAGGAGGAGAAUGGAGCUGUGGAAGUGAGUGGUGUAAUCAGCGACACUCUGAGGAUAGUUCCUCUUCACCUUAUGGCUCGAUCUGAAGACGGGUCUAUCGCACACAAGAUUUUCAAAGUGAAUGCACCAGCUCACCGUGGACAUGACUACGCUGAAGCAAGUAACAUUCAACUGGAAGAGCGAUGUAAUGGACAUAAUUUAAGCACUCCGAGACAAAUACAAGUUCCAGACCCAUUUUUGAUUGAAACACUCAUUGUCGUCGACAAGUACUUUUACGAAAACUUUGAUAACGAUGCACAGCUUGUAACAUAUAUCGCCACUUCUUUGGCAACGGUGAGCAUAAGAUAUUCAAACGCAAGCAACCCGAAAGUACAACUGCUCAUCGUAUAUAUAACUAAGGACGUGGGGACAGACUUUCUGCGACAUAUUUUAGUUUCAGAUGCAAGCAACCUCGCUAAUCCAUUCAAAUUAUAUACCUCAGCUCAAGAAACAUUACCCCAGUUUGCAAGGAAAUACCGGAACACGACGUGCGACGCAGCGAUGCUGGUCACAGGGUUGGAGCUCGCCAACAGAAAUGGUGCAGAUGUUUCUACCGAUGUUAAAGGUUAG
Messenger RNA from Ixodes scapularis (black-legged tick), 912 nucleotides. RefSeq lists its product as uncharacterized. The record is from RefSeq and is a predicted model, not a curated record. The transcript is spliced from 9 exons. NCBI's taxonomy places the organism in Eukaryota, Metazoa, Arthropoda, Arachnida, Ixodida, Ixodidae. Gene Ontology annotation, molecular function: metallopeptidase activity. The coding region runs from base 1 to 912 and encodes 303 amino acids.